Molecule: messenger RNA, 1574 nt
Organism: Hibiscus syriacus
Lineage: Eukaryota; Viridiplantae; Streptophyta; Magnoliopsida; Malvales; Malvaceae
Product: small ribosomal subunit biogenesis GTPase RsgA 1, mitochondrial-like
Exons: 5
Coding region: 33-1250 (405 amino acids)
Molecular function (GO): GTPase activity; GTP binding
Source: RefSeq, a predicted model, not a curated record
GAAACAACCAAUCAAAUUCCCACUAAACCCACAUGCCGAUCACUUCAUUUUCACUGUUCCGCAGCCGCUUACCCGCCGUAACAACAGCCAUCCGCCGCCACUUACCACCCGACCGCCAACUCGUUAUCAUAUCCGCCAAACAGACCCCUUCAAAUCCCAGACACAACGUAUCCAAAAAACCCCAACCCAACAAGAAUCUCCUCAAAGCCAAACACAUUUUCAAAGACUACUCCUCCUUAGCCCCCGUCCUUGCCCCUAAUGAAACCCCGCCCCUCUCUGAUUCACAAGCCAUCGGCGCCGUCGCCGCCGCCCAAGCCAACUUCAUGCGGGUUAUCGUCCAAGGGGAACAGAAAGAACCCGGGGAUAGUUCUAAGACUAGGGUGGAGUUGCUGUGCGUGGUGAAGGCGGUUUUGAAGAAGAUAAAGAGAAGGGUUUUGGUCGGAGACAAGGUAGUGGUGGGUUCGAUUGAUUGGGUGGACCGGCGUGGGGUUAUCGAGAAUGUGUUCCAACGGAGCUCCGAGAUCUUGAACCCGCCUGUCGCCAAUGUCGACCACUUGCUCGUGCUUUUCUCGAUUGAACAGCCGACGAUCGAGCCGUUUAUGCUCACGAGAUUCUUGUUCGAAGCUGAGUCCUCUGGGAUUCCCCUCACCCUUGCUUUGAACAAAACGGAACUCGUUGAUGAGGAGACUCUUUUUUCAUGGAAGAGUAGGUUGCGGAGCUGGGGUUACGAACCUGUCUUUUGCAGUGUUGAGACCAAAAAUGGACUUGAUUCUCUUGCAUUUUACUUGAGGGAUCAAACAACUGUAAUUGUUGGUCCAAGUGGGGUUGGGAAAUCAAGCCUUAUCAAUGUUCUCCGAAGUAAUCACCGCACUUCUGAUUCCCUUGAAGGAGAUAAUUUGUUUGAUCCUAUUUUGGGCAGCAAGUGGUUUGAUGAUCAGAGAGUUGGGGAGGUUUCAACAAGAAGUGGCAGAGGAAAACACACUACUCGACAUGUUUCAUUGCUUCCACUGUCUGGAGGGGGCUAUGUCGCCGAUACUCCAGGGUUUAACCAACCUAGCUUGAUGAAAGUGACAAAGCAAUCUCUUGCACAGGCUUUUCCAGAGAUUCGGAAAAUGCUAAAAGACAGUGAACCUGCAAAAUGCUCAUUCAAUGAUUGCUUACAUUUGGGUGAACCUGGGUGCAUUGUGAAAGGGGAUUGGGAAAGAUAUUCAUACUAUUUUCAACUUCUUGAUGAGAUCAGAAUCAGAUAGGAAUUUCAGUUGAUGACGUUUGGGACCAAGAGAGAAGGCGAUGUCAGGUACAAGGUGGGAGAAUUGGGUGUUCAGCAAGCAGAACCUCGAUUGGAACUGAAGAAACAUCGGAGGCAUUCGCGGAAAAAGAUUAACCAGUCGUUGUUAGAUGAGCUUGAUGACGAUGAUGAUAGCUUGGACUUAGAAAAUGACCCCAUUGUAAGGGCAAUAGAGAAUGAAAACCAGUAGGGAAUUUUCAAUCUUGUAGUGUACAGUGUAAAUGACAAGGUUUAAACCAGACAAUGAAGAGCAUCUAAAUCUCUUUCGAAGAGUUUUGUGAAGCCU